AUGAUUAGGAAACCAGCCGCUUCCCGUAGUAGGAAUAUGACUUACCCUUUUGAUUGUGUGCAGAUGGCUAAUCGCGGGACAGGUGAUGAUGGACGAGGUCGGAUAUGGGGAGAGGGUAUGGAUUGGACAUGCGGAGAAUUGGGUUACAGAUCAGAUCAGGAGGAUGGAAAUGGCAUCAGUGAGAUGUUUGGACACGAUAGGACCCCUCUGCAGAGAACAAGAUCUUUUCCUGUGUACGGUAACAGGACUAGAGUGAGGAAAGACAGUUUGGCGAGCAUUGGCCCAAGUCAUAAUUGGGACCGGAGACAUCAACAUGAUCAAUCCGUUCAAUCACACCCAAGGCCAGAUCAGAGUGAUCAGCUGGGACAUAUUUCGAGGUUUUGUCCCAAAAAUCAGCGGAAUAACCCAUGGAGUAACCAGCAGGGUUAUUCAUCGCUGAGGAUGGAAGAUGUUACUUGUUUCUUUUGUGGAAGGAAGGGCCAUUAUGCAUCGUCAUGUCCAAACAAGCCAAUCCCUGCGACCCCUCUCGCGAUCCGAGCUCCUCCUAGCCGUCCAGCUAUUGAGCCAGCACCAAAGAAGCAAAACCUAGGAGGUAGAGUUUAUGCCUUAGGUGUAGAAAACCCAGACAAUGCAGGACCGUCAAGCGGUCCCAUCACAGGAACCAUACAUGUUGCUGGUAAACCCACACAUGUAUUGUUCGACUCGGGGGCAACACAUAGUUUUGUGACCCCUGAAGUAGCUGCCCGGUUUUGGGAUUGUUUUGUGGUUGACAGGAUAAACGUGGCCGUCUUGACCCCCGCAGACCGAACCCUUCAAGCAGAUCAGUGUAUCAAGAAUGUUCCAUUGGUCAUUCAAGGCAAAGAGUUUGUGGCAGAUUUGUUAGUCGUGCCUUUGAAAGGGUACGAAGUAAUCCUUGGAAUGGAUUGGUUAUCGGGCUACAGAGUUCAGAUCGACUGUGGAAAGGGAAGGUUGUUGUUUGGCAGAGGCAAACGACCAGAGAUGGUGUACUAUGGAAUCAGUCCUAGUAUGACCGUGUCUUUGGUAGCAGCAAUGAGAGUACAAGAUUUGUUUCAAGAUGGGGAAGUAUAUUUGGUGACCUUAUCGGUUAGUGGAGGAGCCACUAAUGAUGAAGUUAAGGUCGAAGACAUAGAAGUGGUCCAAGAGUUCGAGGAUAUCUUUGCACCACUAAAGGAAUUACCUCCACCUCGGAGUAGUCCCUUUACGAUCAAUUUGGAGCCUGAAGCAAAACCUAUAGCUAAGGCACCAUAUCGGAUGGCACCUGCGGAGUUGGCUGAAUUAAAGAAGCAAUUGGAAGAUCUAUUGGAAAAGGGAUUCAUUCGAUCAAGCUCUUCACCUUGGGGAGCUCCUGUGCUAUUUGUGAAGGAAAAGGACGGAAGCAUGAGGUUGUGUAUCGAUUAUCGUGGUAUCAACAACAUCACGAUAAAAGAUAAGUAUCCUCUUCCGAGGAUAGACGAGUUGUUAGACCAACUAAAGGGAGCUAGUUGGUUUUCGAAGAUUGAUUUGGCAUCAGGGUAUCACCAAAUUCCUAUUGCCAAGUCAGACAUCAUGAAGAUGGCGUUUCGGACGAGGAAUGGGCAGUACGAGAUUGUAGUUAUGCCCUUUGGUCUAACGAACGCACCUGCGGUUUUCAUGCGUUUGAUGAAUGAAGUGUUUCACGACUACCUCGACAAGUUCGUGAUCAUUUUCAUUGAUGACAUCCUGGUGUUCAUUGGUCCGUACAAGAUCAUCGGGAAAGUUGGUGAGGUAGCUUACCGUUUGGAUCUGCCAGAGGAUAUGCGUCUACAUCCUGUAUUUCAAGUUUCCAUGCUUCGGAAACAUAUACGGGAUCCAAGUAUUGUUGAACCCGAGAGACAAGAGGAGUUGAGGACAAACCUUACGUAUCCGGAAGGACCGAUCAGAUUGGGAGAACGGCGUAUUCGGAAGCUGAAGAAUCGUGAGAUUGCUCAAGUACAAGUGUUCUGGGGAAGACAAAACAGGAUUCACGUUACUUGGGAAGAUGAAGAGCGAUUUAAAACUGAUCACCCUGAGUUCUUCCGAGAGGAUGCUGUGAUGGAAGAAGGAGGCCCCUCAGAACCUUAG
Messenger RNA from Brassica oleracea var. oleracea, 2100 nucleotides. RefSeq lists its product as uncharacterized. The record is from RefSeq and is a predicted model, not a curated record. Gene Ontology annotation, molecular function: aspartic-type endopeptidase activity; zinc ion binding; nucleic acid binding. The coding region runs from base 1 to 2100 and encodes 699 amino acids. Gene Ontology annotation, biological process: proteolysis. NCBI's taxonomy places the organism in Eukaryota, Viridiplantae, Streptophyta, Magnoliopsida, Brassicales, Brassicaceae. The transcript has 3 exons.